CUACAGAAGUUGCGAAUGAAGUCGUCAGGCGCUGAUCGAUCGGAAUCUUGAGAGGAGCUGGAGUUAAAGCGGCCUGAACAUGAUCUCUCGUCAGAGUAAGGAUUUCCUCAUACGGAUCGCCGGUUACUGGAAGCCGCUGUUCAGAGGCCGGUUUCUGAUCGUGACGAACACUGUGAGCUCCGGAGGGAUGUUAGCCACGGGAGAUUUCCUCCAGCAGACGCGCGAGACGCGGAGGACACCCGGCCGAACACGUGACUGGACGCGUACAGGUUGUAUGUUUGCGGUCGGAUGCUCUAUGGGUCCUUUCAUGCAUUAUUGGUACCAGUGGCUCGACAGAUACUUUGUAGGCAAUGGCAUUAAUAAUGUCUGCAAGAAAGUGCUUACUGAUCAGCUGGUCGCAUCGCCAGCUCUGGGGGCCUGGUACUUUCUAGGUAUGGGUAUGAUGGAGGGUCACACUUUUUCUGAGGCACAAGCAGAAUUCAGAGGCAAAUUCUGGGAGUUUUACAAGGCAGAUUGGUGUGUUUGGCCUGCAGCUCAGAUGAUAAACUUCUACUUCUUGCCACCCAAGUUUCGUGUCCUUUAUGUCAAUAUGAUCACCCUGGGAUGGGACACUUAUCUCUCCUACCUCAAACACAGAGACAAAGUAGAGGCCACAACAGAAGCUGAGUGAGCUGCCUGAAGAUGUCUGAGGGAAAAGGAAGAUUUAAAACCACAGCUUCAAUCAUGAAAAAAAGAAUAAAAUCUUUUUUUAAA
Carassius carassius (crucian carp) is the source of this 753-nucleotide messenger RNA. It is a transcript of the gene mpv17l2, whose product is annotated as MPV17 mitochondrial inner membrane protein like 2. Bases 80 to 670 code for a protein of 196 amino acids. The transcript has 5 exons. Gene Ontology annotation, biological process: mitochondrial ribosome assembly. The record is from RefSeq and is a predicted model, not a curated record. Lineage: Eukaryota; Metazoa; Chordata; Actinopteri; Cypriniformes; Cyprinidae. Gene Ontology annotation, cellular component: membrane; cytoplasm.